Molecule: messenger RNA, 362 nt
Organism: Rhizophagus irregularis DAOM 181602=DAOM 197198
Lineage: Eukaryota; Fungi; Glomeromycota; Glomeromycetes; Glomerales; Glomeraceae
Source: RefSeq, a predicted model, not a curated record
AUGAUGGAUUUUGUAACGUCAUGAGCUUUUUUUGGGCAUCAAUAAUUUUCCCAUUCAUAUAUCUGGAUAUAAAUAUUGAUAAUAGUUAUUUUAUUUAUGUAGUUUGUAGAAUUAAUUUAAAAUAUGAAAGAUAUAUGGUAGAAGAAAUUAGGAAAGUAUUGGAUCCAUUUGGCACAUAUACUGAUAAUAUGUUUGAUCCACUUGAUCCAUUUAAUCUACUUUCAGUUAUAUAUUUUCAUGAUGACAUUUAAUGAUAUUAUGAUAUUAAUGCUUCUUAUGAAAUAACUAUUAUAUUUUUAUAAUUAUUUUAAUUAUUUUCAAAUGUAAUCUUAUUAAAAUUAUUUAUAUAUGUGUUAUAUUUU